Messenger RNA from Megalobrama amblycephala (Wuchang bream), 3636 nucleotides. RefSeq names its product RNA binding motif protein 19 (gene rbm19). The transcript is spliced from 24 exons. Gene Ontology annotation, molecular function: RNA binding. The coding region runs from base 153 to 3047 and encodes 964 amino acids. The record is from RefSeq and is a predicted model, not a curated record. Lineage: Eukaryota; Metazoa; Chordata; Actinopteri; Cypriniformes; Xenocyprididae.
GUCCAGAAGAGGGAGCCCAAGUCCCUUGAUUGUGGUGACGCGCUUUACGUCAUGCAGUAAAGAUGGCGACUUAUUGAAGAGCAUCAUGCUUUAUUGUUGAUAACAUAAUAUUUUGUUAUUUUACCACAUAAACUCACACCGGGAUCGGAAAAAUGUCAAGAUUAAUAGUCAAGAAUCUCCCAAAUGGGAUGAAGGAUGAUCGCUUCCAUAAGAUGUUUGCGGAUUUUGGGACGCUUACAGAUUGUACGUUGAAAUUCACCAAAGAUGGCAAAUUCCGCAAAUUUGGAUUCGUAGGUUUCAAGGCUGAAGAGGAUGCAAAGAAAGCUCUGAAACAUUUCAACAAGACCUUUGUGGACACAUCUAGAGUUACUGUGGAAUUCUGCACAGAUUUUGGAGACCCAAACAAAGCCAGACCAUGGAGCAAACACACACGCCAACCAUCAUCAAACAAAGUUACAGAAGAACCAAAAUCACGUGAACAGCUAGAAAAGGAGGAAAGUUCACUGAAGCAGAAGAAGCCUUUGAAUGUUCUUCUUGGAGAUCUUGAAAAAGACAAGAGCUUCCAGGAGUUCCUGGCUGUGCACCAGAAGCGCUCACAGGUGCCCACAUGGGCCAAUGACACUGUGGAAGCGGCUUCUUUUGGAGCUGAAAAAGAGAAGAAGGAGAAGAAGGAGAAGAAGGAGAAGAAGGAGAAGAAGAAGGAGAAGAAGGAGAAGAAAGCGGCUGUUAGUGAUGAUUACCUGAACUUUGACUCUGAUGAAUCAGAGCAACUGAGUGAAGAUGAGGAUGCUGCUGAUGAUGAGGAUGCUGCUGAUGAAGAGGACAAACAAGAAACAGAUAAGAAAGCCUUGAAGAAAGAUCUAUCUGAUAUGGACUAUCUUCGCUCCAAAAUUGUGGAGAAAUCAGACAUGGUGGAUAAGAAAGAGAUGGAAAAAGGUGGUCACAGUGCCAGUGCUGCCGAUAAGGAUGAGGAUGAGGAGAAAGAAGAGGAUGAGGAGAAAGAAGAGGAAGAGGAUGAGGAAGAGUCCCCGGUCCAGCACACAGACACUGCAUAUGAGAAUAUUGAUAAGACAAGCAGCAAGAACAGCACAAAACCAGCAGCCCAGAACAUGAUGGAGCCGAGAACAGAGUUCACAGUCAAGCUACGAGGUGCUCCAUUCGGCGUCAAAGAGCAACAAGUCAGAGAAUUUAUGAUGCCUUUGAAACCUGUUGCCAUUCGAUUUGGAAAAAACAGUGGCAGACGCAACUCGGGUUACGUGUAUGUGGACCUGCGAUCGGAGGCAGAGGUUGAGAGUGCCCUGCGCCUGAACAGAGACUACAUGGGGGGGCGCUAUAUUGAAGUGUUCAGAGCCAACAACUUUAAAAAUGAUAGAAAGUCUGUGAAGGAAAGCAAGAAGGAAAGAAAUUUUGUGAGUGAGCUGAAGGCCGACGAGGAAGAGGAAGACGUGGCGGAAUCGGGAAGACUUUUCAUCAGGAACCUGCCUUACACAUGCACUGAAGAAGAUCUGAAAGAAGUCUUCGUCAAGCAUGGUCCUCUUUCUGAGACGCUUUUCCCUAUAGACAGUCUGACUAAGAAGCCCAAGGGCUUUGCCUUUGUGACAUACAUGAUACCAGAGAAUGCAGUCUCAGCCUUGGCUGAACUGGAUGGCCACGUAUUCCAGGGGCGGGUUCUGCAUGUCAUGGCUUCAAGACUGAAGAAGGAAAAUCCCGAUCAAGGGCCAAACGCUCCAGGCAGCUCCUCAUAUAAGAGAAAGAAAGAUGCCAAAGACAAAGCAGCCAGCGGCAGCUCUCAUAACUGGAAUACGCUGUUUUUGGGCACGAGUGCAGUGGCCGAUGCUAUUGCUCAGAAAUACAACACAACCAAGAGCAAAGUGUUAGAUCACGAAUCUAAUGGCAGUCUGGCUGUGAGGAUGGCCCUCGGAGAGACACAGAUUGUACAAGAGACCAGACAGUUUCUCCUGGACAAUGGAGUGUCCCUGGACUCAUUCAGUCAGGCAUCAGGUCAGCGCAGUAACUCUGUGUUGCUGGUGAAGAACUUGCCCUCAGGAGUGCAGGUUGGAGAGCUUGAGGCUCUGUUCUCACCCCAUGGAUCUCUGGGAAGAGUUCUGCUGCCCCCAUCUGGCCUCACUGCUAUAGUGGAGUUCCUGGAGCCCACAGAAGCCAAACGGGCCUUCAUGAAACUUGCAUACACCAAGUUCCAGCAUGUUCCUUUGUAUCUGGAGUGGGCUCCUGUAGCGGUCUUUACAACUCCCCCAACACCUAAACCAGAGCCUCGAACCAAAGAUGCAUCUGCUGAGAACAAUGACUCAACUAAAAAGGAAGAGGAGGAAGAGGAUGAGGAGGAGGAAGAGCAGAUUUUGCCUGGCUCAACUCUCUUCAUCAAGAACCUCAACUUUAACACUUCAGAGGAAACAUUACACGAGACAUUCUCUAAAUGUGGUGUGGUGAAAAGCUGCACAAUAUCAAAGAAGAGAGAUAAAACAGGUAAAAUGUUAUCAAUGGGUUAUGGCUUUGUGCAGUACAAAACUCCAAAGGCAGCACAGAAAGCCAUGAGAAAGCUGCAGCACUGCACAGUUGAUGAGCACCAGCUUGAGCUGAAAAUAUCAGAAAGAGAAUUCAAGUCAGGUGUGGCGGACCCCAAGAGGAAAAAGCAAACCGCCAGGAAACAGACGACUUCUAAGAUUCUGGUGCGAAACAUCCCCUUCCAGGCCACGGUGAAAGAACUGCGAGAACUCUUCUGUACAUUUGGAGAGCUGAAGACAGUCCGCCUGCCAAAGAAAGGGAUCGGUGGAGCCCACCGUGGUUUUGGCUUCAUUGACUUCCUCACUAAACAGGAUGCCAAGAAAGCGUUCACGGCGCUGUGCCACAGUACCCAUCUGUACGGCAGGAGGCUGGUGUUGGAGUGGGCAGACGCAGAGGAGACUGUGGACGACCUGCGACGAAAAACCGCACUGCACUUUCAUGAUGCUCCUAAGAAGCGGAAGAAGGCGGAGGUGUUAGAGGGAAUCUUGGAGCAGAUGGAGGUCGGGGAUGAAGACGGGGAGUGAAUAGCAGCCGUCAGUCACCUCCAGCAUCAAUAAGAGAGUAAAUCAUCCAGUGGAACUCCAUUUAUCUCUAUUAUGACUCCGUCUUAAACAGCUGCUUCACGGUCUCUUCAGGAAUUCUUCCUUUUGGCCCCAGAUGCUCCCAAUUAGCUUUUUAUUAUAUGCUCAUACAUCAUCCCUGUUAUUGCUGUCAAUGUAUUAAACACAGCGUCUCCCCGCAGACCAACUCCGGCUGAAGGUGAACUCGACGACGAAGUCCUUUUGGAAAAGAUGCCCAAAGGCCACGUUCGCUUUAGCUGUUUUUAAUCGUCACGGAGGGCCGAGACAUUUCAAACUGAAGAUAAAAAUGGACACUGUUUGCUUUUAACAUGAUUUUUUGACACAUAAUUUGUCUGUUCUUGACUAAGAAUAAUUACAUAAUAAUGUAAAAUCUAAGUACGUAUAUUUAUGCAUUGUCGUUCGACGGUCUUUUCCAGUCUGUGGCUCCCUAAUUUGAACACUGGUCAAUGAUUGAUUCAAGAAAUGACAAGUGCUUUCAUAUUGUUGGGAUCAUACUGUUUAUUGAUGUAACAAUAAAUAAUUUGUCUGGAAA